AUGACUACCCUUUCCGAAUACCGCCUGCUCUCCUUCGACGUGUACGGCACCCUCAUCGACUGGGAGACCGGAGCGUUGAAUGGCUUCCAACCUCUGAUAGAAGCCAGCGGGAUCCACCGCAGUCGCGAGCAGAUCCUCUCCGCGUACUACGAAUGCGAACGGGCUCAGCAAAGUGCUACCCCUACGAUGAAGUACGCCGAUCUCGUUGCCGCCAUUCAUCCCCAAAUGGCGGCGCGUCUGGGGCUGCCCGCGCCGACUCCUGAGCAGAGCAGAGCCUUUGGACUGUCCGUGCGGGACUGGCCUGUUUUUCCGGACACUAUAGAUGCUCUUAAGCGUUUGCAGAAGCAUUUUAAGCUGGUUUGUCUUUCGAAUGUGGAUGCUGAGUCUUUUAGGGGCUCGAAUGCGGGAUCUUUGGAGAACUUCCCGUUCGAUUUGGUCAUUACCGCUGAGGAGGUGGGGAGUUAUAAGCCGGAUCCGAGGAACUUUAAGUAUAUGUUGCACGAGGCGCAGGAGAAAUUUGGUGUUCCGAAGGAGAGGGUUAUUCAAACAGCUCAGAGUCAGUUUCAUGAUCAUCAUGCUGCGAGAAAGAUGGGGAUUCGCUCGAGCUGGAUUGUCAGACCGGGGUCGAUCAUGGGGAAUAUGGAUGAGUAUGUGUAUGACUGGAGGUUUAACACUCUGGGCGAUAUGGCGGAUGCACUCGAGAAGGGGCUUUAG
Aspergillus affinis is the source of this 714-nucleotide messenger RNA. Its product is annotated as Haloacid dehalogenase/epoxide hydrolase. The coding region runs from base 1 to 714 and encodes 237 amino acids. The transcript has a single exon. The record is from RefSeq and is a predicted model, not a curated record. NCBI's taxonomy places the organism in Eukaryota, Fungi, Ascomycota, Eurotiomycetes, Eurotiales, Aspergillaceae.